Molecule: messenger RNA, 585 nt
Organism: Parnassius apollo (apollo)
Lineage: Eukaryota; Metazoa; Arthropoda; Insecta; Lepidoptera; Papilionidae
Source: the annotation of a GenBank genome assembly
AUGAGAGUAUGUACCCUAGAAAAAGAAUUGUCUGAAAAAAACCACGUCAUUACCUCCCUAUCCACACAGCUCGGCGACAGAGAGCAGCAAGGUCGCUUGAAUAAUUUGGAGAUUACCGGAAUCCCGUUCAAGAGAAGCGAAAACCUCAAUACUAUCCUAAACUGCAUCGCAACUAAGGUUGGAUUCAUAAUAUCACCUUCUGAUGUCGACUAUAUUCACAGAGUCAGGCGAUAUCCUCGUAAUGAUGAUAAUAAGAAAACCAUACUUGGUCGAGAAUCAUCUGACAUCCCGAAUAUCAUAGUACGAUUUACUCAAAGAAAAAGAAAAUCCGACAUGUUGGCGGCAGUGCGCGUGCGCCGCGACCUGACUACAGCUGACUUAGGCCUGGACGGCGCCUCAAGACCGGUUUUUAUUAAUGACCAUCUGGCACCACAUAAUAAAAUCUUAUUUGGAAAAGCGCGUAAACUAGGUAAAGAACUCCAUUAUAAGUAUAUUUGGUCACGGGAUUGUAAAAUGUUUUUGCGCAAAUCGGAUACAUCUAAAAUAAUACAAAUAUCCAAUGAACACGAUUUAAACAAAAUAUGA